AUGGAACAGAAUAAUCAAACGACGUGGAGCUACUUCAUUAUUAGAGGUAUCUCGGACGUUCCAGAACUGCAGCUUCCAACCUUCCUCCUGGUUCUUCUCAUUUAUCUCAUCACCCUUGGUGGCAAUAUGACCAUUCUUCUCCUGGUCUGCCUGGACCCUCAGCUCCACACUCCCAUGUACUUUUUCCUUGGCAACCUGUCCGCCUUGGACAUUUCAUCCAGCACCGUCAGUCUUCAUAAGGUCCUUGCAAUCUAUGUAUCAGGGGAUAGGAGAGUUUCUUUCCUUGGUUGCAUAGUCCAGUUCUAUGUGUUCUCUUGCCUGGCUUGCAGUGAACUACUGAUAUUAGCAGCCAUGAGUUACGAUCGAUACGUGGCCAUCUGCAACCCCUUGCGUUACUUCAUACUCAUGAACCCCAGAGUUUGCACUCUACUAGCCACUGUCUGCUGGACUUUGGGUUUUGUAGAAGUUGUACCAUAUGUUGUGCUGCUAACACAGUUCUCCUGUUACAAAUCCAACAUUAUCAAUCACUUCUUCUGUGACCUGGUGCCGCUGCUGAGUCUUUCCUGUAGCGACACCUCCACCUUGGAGAUGCUGAGCUUUAUCGAAGGACUACUGCUGCUGAGCCUUACCCCUUUCACUCUCACCAUCACACCAUACGUGUUCAUUAUUUCCACCAUACUGGGGAUCCGUUCUAGCACUGGAAGACGCAAAGCUUUCUACACGUGCUCCUCACACCUGACAGUCGUCACCGUUCUGUAUGUCACCCUUAUCUGCCAGUACCUGAGGCCGACCUCGUCGGACUCCCUGGAGUUCAUCAAACUGUUCUCUCUCUUUAAUACAGCGGCUGUCCCCAUGCUCAACCCAUUGAUCUACAGCUUAAAGAAUAGAGACGUGAAAUCAGCACUCAGGAGGAAACUAAAAAUAGUGACAUAG
Molecule: messenger RNA, 933 nt
Organism: Pseudophryne corroboree (corroboree frog)
Lineage: Eukaryota; Metazoa; Chordata; Amphibia; Anura; Myobatrachidae
Product: olfactory receptor 5V1-like
Exons: 1
Coding region: 1-933 (310 amino acids)
Biological process (GO): G protein-coupled receptor signaling pathway
Cellular component (GO): membrane
Molecular function (GO): G protein-coupled receptor activity; olfactory receptor activity; odorant binding
Source: RefSeq, a predicted model, not a curated record